Molecule: messenger RNA, 2412 nt
Organism: Periconia digitata
Lineage: Eukaryota; Fungi; Ascomycota; Dothideomycetes; Pleosporales; Periconiaceae
Source: the annotation of a GenBank genome assembly
UCUUCAUUUGCCUCGACUGACUUUUUUUUCCUUUUUCUCUCUUCUCGACAGAUAUCCCGCCACAAGUGCCUGCCUGACGCGUUGUUUCCUGCUUGCUGCUGCUGCUCCCUUUCUCCCCUGUUCUUUGUAUCCUCUGCAAUUCCCAUUCUGGGCCUUCUCGCGCGCCUUCUGCCUCUCUAUUCCGCUUUCAAUGUCUCAGGCACCACCCUGGUAGUCUCUUUCCACUCGCCCCAGCAAACAUCACCUACAUAUUCAGCUGCCCCUAUGAUCUGAAUGUCCCCCGCCUAGCCAUGCCAAUUGACGUACGAGAGCAAGUUUGCCUGCGUUGAUUCCGUCAACUUUCGUACCUCCUGGACACGCAUCGUUGGGCUCACUUGCUGUUCGCCGGAACGACGCUUAGCACGUGCAUCACCACUCCAAUCACUUCGCCGCUGUUAUAAUUCGACACUUCGCCCAUCCCUCUCGUAGCCAAUUUUUUUCUGCCUGGCAUCGCCGCAAUCUGAUUUUCACUUCGCCAGUCACCAAACUACACCAAUCCUAACUAAUAUCAUAAUAUCAACCUUCGACUUUUCGUCACAGAGCAUGUCGUGGAGCGGGCCCGUUGCCGGUGCUGCAUCAUAUCAGCAGCCUCAAUACCCUGCCGUUCAACCUGCUUUCGCUCACCCCCCAACAUAUCAAUAUGGCCAACAAUCGCCAUAUACCCAAAUUCCCGGAGCUCAUUCCUUUCCGUCGCAGAAUGCUUCGUCACGACCUCCAGAGAUCCGUGCACCCAAGAAGAAAGGUAACCCGAUAAUCACGCGGUAUCCUCCGCCUCCAGGAUAUCGCGGUCCCGCUCGACCUCCCCCAGCUUUUGGAUCACAGCAACGUUCGCAUCAUUAUUCGCAGUCCCAACCAUCUUAUCAAAAACCAGGCCCUCCUACAAAUCCAGCGUAUCCCGCCCCCGGAUAUCAACCACCUCCAGUGCAUGGGCAUCAGCCAUUGGGAUAUGGUCACGUACCAAAUGCCCCACAGAAUGGUCACCCUUCACCUGGAUUCCCUCCAUCUCCGUACCCAUGGCCCCAACAACAACCUCAAGGCUACACUCAGCAUCCAAAUCAGAGUUUUACUCAUCAGCCAAGUCAUCCAGGGGCUCAAAGCUACACACGAUCUUUGAGCUAUCCGGGUCAUACUGUGCAAGCCCCGCCCGUGAAUCCAAAUCAACAAUCUUGGGGGCACACUCAGGGUUGGCAACAACCUAAUCCGUCUACAAAUAACCCUCUUAAUUCCAAGCCUGGGUCUUUCAGCAGUUCUACUUCGAGCUUGCAAUUCACCACUGACCCUCAUGCUACACCGACCCAAACUUCGAUCUAUCCCACAACUUCACAGCCCGUCUCUUCAACUUCACAGCCGUCGGCAGCCAAAAAUCUACCACUGUCUGGAAACAAGAAUCAAAUAUUCUCGGCCUCCGAUGAAUGGGAUUUUGAGUUCGAGGGUGCGAUUUGGCCUAAAGCGAAUGAACCAGUCGAUCCCAAUUUCAGUCUUGGAGUCACCAUCUGGCGUCCUGCUAAGCAGGUUACCCGAGCGCUCCCUUCAAGCUUUUCGGAUGCAGAAGAACAAGCUCUGAAACCCCCUCCGGAGAAACUAGGAAAUGGAGAAUCGGUGUCCAUUUAUUUCACCGCCGAGAAUUCACACGAAGCAUUCCUCAAUGUGAGGCAAACCGAUGAAUGGUAUCGAAUUCGUAAAGAUCCUGUUUUCGUGGUGUUCAAUGAUGAAGAGAUGGCCAGCAAUUUGAUCCCUAUCGAAGAAUGCCUUGCUAUGCGGGAUCGGCCUGAUGAACCUACCGAGGCACUAGCAGACGAAGACGAUGAGAUGCACGAUGCGGUUUGGAAUGUGAUGGACAAUCUUGAACAAGCAUUAUCUGAAAGCACCGGUGACGACCGAGGAUCCAUCACUCAAAGACAGAACGAUCUUGCCAAAGACCAGAAUCAAGAAGACGUUCUUGCAAGAUUAGGUGUGACAGGGAUGCCAAAACCUCCUUCACACGAGCCUUUCGUUGUGCCCCUAUCCCCUGUUCCAAAAGGUGUGGAAACUCUGUCAUCUCAUAUCCCGUCAUCGAGUUCGGUGGAUUACAACCCAUGGAACCCUCCUACGACUUCUUCAAGAGUUGUACGUGCCUCGACUCAAGAUUGCUUACGCGGCAGCCCAGCUCGCUCUGAAAACAGUAGUCAAACCGCUGUUGAACCAGACCAUGAGUCUGAAGAGUUACACACUCGGGAUACCGAAAUUUUUACCGCAGUUGCUCUCGGACAAAACAAUCACUUCGUUACGAGAAAACGGAGCCACAACGAUACCGAUCAAGAAGGACAAAAACAGCAAGCCAACGAUAACAUCAAACGCAAGCGACUCUCCCAGGGUGAUUUCUCCUACAGGUAA